CGUCAAUGCUUAUAAUCGUCCUUUCUAGAUCCCGCUGGUCGUCCUCGUAAAUUUGCGGCUCUUUAUUCUCCGCUAACUACCUUUUCUUUGGCGUCUUUUCAUAUACUAGUUAUACCUAACUAACUAUUGUUUUAUCUACCGUUGUGCCGUAUUGCCAGCCCCUUGUUCGGUUUUGAAUGAUACUUGGCAUUCCUUUCAGAUCCUUGGGCUCUUUAUCACAUACACCAAAUAAUAUGAACCGCCGCUCCUCCAUGCCUUCGGCGUCAUAACCUAUCUUUCGCCUUUUCGCUUCAUUUUAUCCUUUUUCCUUUUAGAUAGACUCUCAUUUCACUUCAAUCCAGAAAAGAAAAAAUCAUACUCAAAAUGCUCAUUUUAGUUUUAUUCUCACACCUCCUCUUAUUCUCCGAGGCCUCGGCGGCAGGUCCGCUGAGGCGAGGAGAGAGAUUGGGACAGCGUGAUGCGCUGGGGGCCUCGAGGGUUUAUAAGUUCGCAAAUACUAGUAGCAUCGCCACCACGACGACCACUCCCUUAUCAACUGAAACCUCUUCGACGUUGAUCACGAGCGAAGCGUCAACGUUAUCUUCAUCUUCAUCUCAAUCAUUACCAUUUGCAACAUCAGCGCCCGGCUUAACUUCAUCGUCGGUUGUAGUUACUUCAAGUGCGAGUCCCAUCUCAGGCCCGGUUGGGUCUAGCUCUUCCACUUCGAUAUCUCGAUCGUUCACGUUAAACGAGACUAGUAGCAUCCCAACCUUUGACUUCUUCCCAUCUUCUACAGUCCCUGUUAGCCCUCCUGCUUCUACCGCAGACUUGGCUGUUUCGAGCUCGACUGCGGUUGCUGCUCCAUCGAACUCGACAGGAAGCUCAUCUCAGGAAACUACCGCGCUAUCUCUAUCUACGGCAUUGACUCUUCCCCUCGCGCCGACGCCUUCAGUAGUAUCUCUUACCGAGUCUCGAUCCACAGCGACCGAGCAGACUCAAACUACGCAACUGACGCAAAGUAGUUCCACGGCUUCGGAGUCUACCACGUCCAUAAAUUCUAACACAAAUGCCGCAAGUUCUUCCACACUAGCAAGCAGUAGUAGUCUGGAAAGUUCAUCUACAUCAGCUACUGCCACAUCCUCCCAACUAACAACUGCUUCAUACUCAUCAGUUGUUAAGUCAUCUUAUGUGUCUCAUCCAGUAACGCCGACGGGGACGUUAAAUGACCAGGUUCCCACCAUCAUUAGUUCAAUUCCAGCUUCGUCAACGACAGUUUCCCCCGAAGUACUUGCCAGAAAUCUGGCUGACGCAAAGAGUUACAAUAAGGUCUUUGCUGGCUUGACUGAGCAAUCUGCUUGUGCUAUUGGUCAAGUUGCCUGUGUUAAUGGCAAUAUUGGGAAAUGUUCUAGUGCCGGCGCAUUCGAGAUUACCCCCUGCGCCGACACUUUGACCUGCUAUGCCUUGCCGAUGACUACAGUUGAGGGCGUCCAGAUUGGUUGCUGGGAUGACGCUACCGUUCGUAAAGCUUUGGGUGGCGACGUACCCCCCGUUGGAAGCUCAACUUCUGCCGGCUCAUCUAUAGAAACCGGUACGUUAGAUGGGACUUUGGUCACUGUGACAGUCACACCGACAGCCACCAAGACGGCUCAGACCACCAUAAACCUCGGCUCAUCUACACAAACCCCUUCAGCAACAAGCUCUUCGAAAACAAGUUCUUCAAAAACAAGCUCUUCGGUUCCUGCUCAACCUUCAGAGAAAACAGUAACAAUUACCCAUUAUGUGCCGACCACUUUUAGCACUGCAACCCGGUCCUCAAGCUCGCCAUUGCCUCCUAAAACAGUUACAGAAACCGUAACCGUAACGCCAUCCAGCCCAGAAGUCCCAACAUCUUCACCACUUGAAACACCUCUACCGUCUACGAGUACAACGACGGUAGCGAAGACUACCCCUACCGACUCCGGCCUCCACGUCAUCCCAAUCGAGACGGAUAUUAUCGACUUUCCUGGUCUUGGGGGCAUCGGAGGAAAUAGCGGGGAUGACCCAAAUGGCGCUCCCUUCUUCACGAAGCCUAAUAACUUCGGUGUCACAUCCAUGACUAUACCCACUCCCACCCCUGCUACUGUCACUAUAACAGAGAAAGAGACGGUGACAACGAUCACAACGGUAACAGAUACGGUUAUCACUACCGUGAGAGGCUAGAUGAAAGAUUGAUAGUAAAUAGGUAUCGGAUAUAUAUGUUGCAUUUACAAAUUCAUUGAGCGGGGAGUUUAGGACAUGUUGAUAAUUUGAUAUUAUUAUAUGGCAUAUGGCCAAUGCCGGAAAAGUCAAUACCCUUCUUACCAAUAGAAAAUUUAACCUUAUAAGAUUUUAAUUAUAUACUAUUUCGAUUCUUACCUUACAAGUCACAAUCUUGACGAUAUUUCUGUCCUUUUAGGCGAUAUUUAUAUAUCCUGUAGUUGGGGAAACUUGGCCGUGUAAAAAA
Molecule: messenger RNA, 2461 nt
Organism: Daldinia decipiens
Lineage: Eukaryota; Fungi; Ascomycota; Sordariomycetes; Xylariales; Hypoxylaceae
Exons: 2
Coding region: 364-2178 (604 amino acids)
Source: RefSeq, a predicted model, not a curated record